Messenger RNA from Exophiala xenobiotica, 1566 nucleotides. RefSeq lists its product as uncharacterized. Lineage: Eukaryota; Fungi; Ascomycota; Eurotiomycetes; Chaetothyriales; Herpotrichiellaceae. Gene Ontology annotation, molecular function: carbohydrate:proton symporter activity. Bases 1 to 1566 code for a protein of 521 amino acids. Gene Ontology annotation, biological process: carbohydrate transport; transmembrane transport. The record is from RefSeq and is a predicted model, not a curated record. The transcript is spliced from 2 exons. Gene Ontology annotation, cellular component: membrane.
AUGGGCAACGUUAGUUCCCAACCAAAUUUCGUCAAUCUCAUGGGUCUCGGAAGCGAUGGAGUGAUUACUCGUCCCAUCAAACAAGGUGGCAUGAUCUGCAUCUAUUAUUUCGCAGCCAUGUUCGGAGCUUUCAUUGGCGGCUGGACCGGUGACAAGCUUGGAAGAAGACGAGGAGUCUUCAUCGGAGGAGUGCUCAGCUUCAUCGGCGGAGCCCUUCAGACAGGUGGAAUGAACGCCAACAUGUUCCUCUGUGCUCGGGUUAUAUCUGGAGUCGGGAUUGGGUUUAUCAACUCGAUUACCUGUUCAUGGAUCUCAGAGUUGGCCAAGGCACACAGCCGAGGAUUCACAUUCGCCAUCGUCUUCUCAGCCAACUAUCUGGGUCUGAUGCUGAUCAACUGGAUCAUGUACGCCAUCGAGGACUGGACGAGCCCAGGGUUGAUUUGGCGAUUCCCCCUUGGAUGUGUCUGCGCUCCCUCUCUCCUCCUCAUCUCCGUGGUUUGGUUCGUUCCCGAAUCUCCACGCUGGCUAGUCGGCAACGGCCAGACACAGGAGGCCCGAGAGAUUCUUGCCAAGGUCAGAGGUGACCUCGCCCUGGAUGAUCCUGUGUUGGAGGAUGAGAUGAGAGAAUUGAUCGCCAUGGUCGAAAUCUCUCACAAGAAGCGAAACAAUCUUCUCAACAUCUGGCUUGGCGGUCGCUAUUCUGGUCGUCUCCACUUAGGCCGACGUGCGAUUCUAGCCUGGGCUGCCUUGUUCUUGAUGAUGUACACUGGUAUCAUGGCAAUGGCAACAUACGCUGGUGCGUUGUUCCAGGCAUCUGGUGCUUCUCCAAAGAAGAUUGGCUGGAUGGCAGGACUGUUGCAGACUUUCGGCUUUCUGGGAACCCUUUCUGGUGCGCCAAUCAUCGACCGAUUUGGCCGAAGAGUGACCUUCCUCACGGGAUUGAUCAUCCAAAUGAUCGUUUUGUUCCUCUCGGCAGCUUUUGCAAAGAAGGCUGGUGAUACGACAGGAUCAGUUUCACAGUCAUGGGGUUCCGCCGCUGCUGCAAUGGUGUACAUCUACCAGUACGCCUUCUGCUGUACCACUUUGGUCGCCUGCUGGGUGUAUCCAACCGAGAUCUGGCCACAAGAGAUCCGUGCAAAGGGAAAUGCUUUCGGUAUUCUCGGCUGGGCGAUGGGUGCUGGCUCCACAACUCUCGCUUUACCGAGCAUGUUCAAGUCUCUUGGUUGGAAGACAUUGUUGGUCUUCGCCUGCUUCAAUGUCGCCUCCAUACCCUUGGUUUAUUUCUUCUUCCCAGAGACUGCCAAUCGUUCAUUGGAAGAGGUCAAUCUGCUCUUCAGUCUCAACAAUCCACUGGUGUCUGCAAAUGAGGCCGAAUACAAGAAGAUGUUGCUCGAAGCUAAUGGCAAUGCUGCUGUUGCUGAAAGACGUCUACUUGAUUUUGUUGACGAGUCGACUGGAGAGAAGGAACCUGGUGCCACGACUAUGCUCGAUACUGAGGUGGGCGUAUACCCAUCUGCCGAGAAAGGCGCCCACCACUUGGAGUCAAGCAAAGAGCCGUCUCUUUAA